AUGUCCCAUGGCGGCUAUGUCGGGCGCUUACCGGCGGUGUGGCAAUCAGUGCGGGCGAAGAUCGUGGAACUGCACACAGCGGUCUCGCAGGCGGCUCGGCAGGAGGCGGACCAGACGCUGCGGCAGUUCGCGGAGACCGAGGCGGCCUGGGACGCCUCCAAGACCUUUCUGACGGAUGCGGAGCCCACGAUGCAGUUCUUCGGUGCUCAGACCUUGCGAAGACGGCUUCAGCGCGCCGCGCAAGGAUAUCAAGAGCCCGGAGCGGGAGACCUCAAGGACUGGGUCGCCCAGUUGCUACAAUGGUCCGAGUCCAUGUCCGUGCAAAACGUGGCCAAACAACAGCUGGUGAUUGCCUUAGCAUCCAUUGCAGUGGCCUUGUGCAAUACCACUUGGAAGAGCGUGGUCCACAACCUCUUAACCUUGGCGGAGCGACAGCCAAAGAUCGCUUGGGGCACUCUGUUGAUCAUCCCCGAGCAGCUGUCUAAGGUGGUGCACAAAUACCUCAGAACUGAUGACAAGACCCUGGCACUGCUGGGCAGCGCGGGUGGUCUCCUGGAUGUGGCGGCCAGAUACCCGGCGGCUGGCUAUGACCAGGCGCCCACUGGCACGUUGACGGAUUCCGAGUUCUCGCUUGCUUUGCAGACAGUGACGCAAUGGUCCAAGGUGAUGGGUCUCCAGGUCAUCGAGCACCAGAGCUUUGCGUCGCAUCUCAUUGGACUCAUCGGAAGCCCGGCCAUCAACUCGGACGUGGUGCUGGACACCGUCCUAGAGAUCUUGCGCAGGUCCGACGGGGCCUUCUUGAUCUACGAGCCAGCUCAACAGGCUGCCCCUGCUUUGCAAAAGACACUGGUGGCUGUGACUCGCUCGAUGCAGACGAUGCUCCCCACCCUCGAGCAGCACGCUGCCUCAGCUGCGCAGCUAGAUGAGGAAGAUGCACGGCGCCUGGCGCGCUGGGCGGAGGUGGCUGGAAACCUCAUCGAAGCUUAUACGCAGCUGCUGUGGUUGGACCAGGAGGUCUCAGAGAUUCUGCUGCGUUUCAUCGCUGCUUCCUUCAUGGUGCAUCCCAAAGUGGCACAGGCUGUGUCUGAGCUCUGGGCCGUUUUAAAGGAGGCCAAGCGCGACGGCAAGCUGCCGGAGGGCGUGAUGCCCGGGCUGCUGCAGCGCUUAGCGGAGCCGAGCAUCCAUUCCUUCGUCCGCUUCAGCCGUUUCGAUUCACCCGAAGACCGUGCUGACCUGGUGCAGAUGAGAAGUGCGCAGCAGGAUAUUUUGGUCGACAUGUACUGCAUUGCAGCUGGCACAGCCGAAGCACAGUUGGUCCUCUCUACCUUGUUGCAUGGCAGCCUGGAACGGCACCCGCCAGCCCUUGAUGUGCUGAGUCGACGGCUGAAGCAAUUAGAGAAGGCCGAGGCGGCGGGAGACGCUGUCGGCGUGGAGGUGGUGUGGUAUGCCUUUCAAGGCAUUGCGGAGGUCAUCGCCGAUGAACCCAACGUCCCCGAUGCAUUUCAUUCGGUUCUGCGGUCGGUGGUGAAAGUCGGCGCCGCACCGGUGGAAGUCUCCAGCACAGGGGCGGCACUGCUCCGGGCCUGCGGUCCGCAUUACGAAAAGGACUUGCAGGCGCACUUGGCUCCAGCAGUGCAGUGGCUGAUGACCAUGGUGACGCACAUUCCGGUGGACGCCAGCGAAACGGUGCAAGAGUUGUGUGGGUAUGCCGGCAAGCUGCUGCUUCCCUUCGUGGAGGAAUUUCUCAAGGUGGUCUCAGAGGUGGCGCCAAAGGCGCCCAGUGAGGUGGAUGCAGCGCUGCAUGGUGCCUUGCUGGGGAUCACGCGCAAUCUGCCGGCGGAUCAAGCCGUCAUGGGCUUCGCGCGAAUCUGCGAAGGUUCUGCAAGCAGCUUGAAGAGUGGCCUCGACGUCUCCACCGAAGCAGGUCGACAGAUGCUGCACCGAAUCCUCUGCAGGAUCUUGCGCUGCGACUCUGUCAUGGAGGAAGCGGGCAGCAGCCAGCAGGGUCUGGGUCCCACCCCAGAGGCGCGCCUGGCGUCGCAGUGCAUUGCCCGAUUCUUGCUCUCAUGCUGGACUGCCCUGGCACUGCCGUGUCAACAGCUCUUGUUGGCUGCUCCAGUGGCGAAAGAUGCCACUAAGGGACGGCCCAUCUUCGAAUACUCCGACGUGGCCUUGCAGGUGAAUGUCCUGGCCUUGCUGCGGCGUGCAGGGCGCGCCGCCUGCGAGGCGGAGUCCGUGGAGCUGGCCACGGCGCUACAGCAGCUGCUGGUGACGUGCUGUCAGGAGGGCCAACUGGCUGUUCUGGGUGCUAUGGCGCAGCUCGCAGGCCAUCCACAGCUGGCGCAGUCCAUCGUGCUGCCACAGUUGGAUUUGAUCAGCAACACCUCUUUGAUGUCCGUGCAGAAGGGACGCCCUGCAGAGGAGCUGAUUCCCUUCUUGGAUUUGUGCUCUGCUCUGGCUGGGUCUGUGGGUGACUCACUGUUCAGCUCUCGGCAGCUGGCGCCGUUGUCACAGCUCUGUGUGGCAGCCCUGGGGUCCACUGAGCACGAGGUGCUGAAGCCUGCGCUGCUCUUCCUACAGCGUUUGCUGACCUCGCGCUCGGCACAGCUGUCGUCCACGGACGUCGCUGCGUUGGCGCAGCAGGUGGUGGGACGAUUUCAUCAGUGGCCCAGGAGCAUGAGCGGAGGGAUCUUCAAGGUUUUCUCCGCUAUGGCUGAGAGACACGAACCAAUCUACCUCUCAACGGUGGCGGCUGCGGGCUCCGCUGGUUCCACAGCACCCUGCAUGGCUUCAUUGUCCGCCGCCGAUCGGCAGCUUGCGCAGCAGGCCAUGGCCCGACUGCGCGGUCCGCGGCUGAAGCACUUGCUGCAGGAGUUGGGCGAUAUUGCGCGGGGCGAACACACCGUGGAGACUUGGAGAACUGUGAAGGUGAUUUUGGCGGUUUUGAUGGAUGCCAUUGACGCACUGAACGACAACUACAAGUCAUGGGCUUACUUCGGAGCUGGCUUGGCACAGAUUCACGGCUCCGCACGGCUCUUCCGCGAGAUCUUCCAAGAGACAAGCAGCGGGGAUUUCGGCAUCCAUAUCAAAGAUGGUCCGCUGUUCCGUUGCCACACCAGAAUUCUGGAUACGUCUGGGGGGUUCUGUGGAAAAGUCAGACAGUUCGGGAAGCUGAUGAGCCGAAACGCAGACCAUGAUGAGAUUCCAGCUGCCAAAGACUAUUUCAAGGCUCAAGGCUACACCCGGCUGCUGAAUGACUUGCAGUCCAUCCAAUUCUCGCAGCCCAUGGAGCGUUCAGCGUUGAACGGCUCGCUGGCCAGCAAGCUGGGUGGCAAGCGGGAAGACCCUCUGAAGCCAGGCUUUUCGACAGCUCACUUCAUUGGUGGCACUGUCGGCACCAACAAGCGAGCAGAUCCUUUUUUCCUAGCAGAACGCUAUGAAAUCCAGUGCGACUGCGAACUUAUGGCAGAGCUGCUGAGAUUCAUCUACUGCGGUGAGAUGUCGUUCUUCGAAGGACAGGAAGGAACACACAAGGCCAACGAGAUUCUGACGCAGAAGAUGCUCGCGAUUUGCUUCGAGGCCGAGCGCUUCUCGGUGGAUGCGUUGUACGAGAAGUUGCUGGCCUGGUUCGGCACGAGUUUGGUGCAUUUGCGGUACGGCUUUUGCACUUGGUACGCUGUGGUACUCUGCGGUACGGCUUUUGCACUUGGUACGCUGUGGUACUCUGCGGUACGGCUUUUGCACUUGGUACGCUGCGGUACUCUGCGGUACUCUGCGGUACGGCUUUUGCACCUGGUGUGGUACUCUGCGGUACGGCUUUUGCAUUUGGUACGCUGUGGUACUCUGCGGUACGGCUUUUGUACUUGGUGUGGUGCUCUGCGGUACGGCUUUUGCACUUGGUACGCUGUGGUACUCUGCGGUACCGCUUUUGCACCUGGUAUGGUACUCUGCGGUACGGCUUUUGCACUUGGUACGCUGCGGUACGGCUUUGCACUUGGUACGCUGCGGUACCCUGCGGUACAGCUUUUGCACUUGGUACGCUGUGGUACUCUGCGGUACGGCUUUUGCACUUGGUACGCAGCGGAACUCUUCGGUACAGCUUUUGCACUUGGUACGCUGUGGUACUCUGCGGUACGGCUUUUGCACUUGGUACGCUGUGGUACUCUGCGGUACGGCUUUUGCACUUGGUACGCUGUGGUACUCUGCGGUACGGGUUUUGCACUUGGUGUGGUACUCUGCGGUACGGCUUUUGCACUUGGUAUACCCCUGCGGUACGGCUUUUGCACUUGGUACGCUGUGGUACUCUGCGGUACGGCUUCUGCACUUAGUACGCUGCGGUACGCUGCGGUACGGCUUUUGCACUUGGUGUGGUACUCUGCGGUACGGCUUUUGCACUUGGUACGUUGCACCUGGUGUGGUACUCUGCGGUACGGCUUUUGCACUUGGUACCCUGCGGUACUCUGUGGUACGGCUUUUGCACUUGGUGUGGUGCUCUGCGGUACGGCUUUUGCACCUGGUGUGGUACUCUGCGGUACGGCUUUUGCACUUGGUACGCUGUGGUACUCUGCGGUGCGGCUUUUUGCACUUGGUGUGGUACUCCGCGGUAUGUCUUUAGCAGCACGCAAGGCAUACCGCAGCGUACCAAGUGCAAAAGCCGUACCGCAGAGUACCGCAUCGUACCAAGUGCAAAAGCCGUACCGCACAGUACCACAGCAGGUGCAAAAGCCAUACGGCAGAGUACCACACCAAGUGCAAAAGCCAUAUACCGCAGAGUACCAUACCAAGUGCAAAAGCCGUACCGCAAAGUACCACACCAGGUGCAAAAGCCGUACCGCAGAGUACCACAGCGUACCAAGUGCAAAAGCCGUACCGCAGAGUACCACAGCGUACCAAGUGCAAAAGCUGUACCGCAGAGUACUGCAGCGUACCAAGUGCAAAAGCCGUACCGCAGAGUACCACACCAGGUGCAAAAGCCGUACCGCAGAGUACCACAACGUACCAAGUGCAAAAGCCGUACCGCAGAGUACCACACCAGGUGCAACGUACCAAGUGCAAAAGCCGCGUACCAAGUGCAAAAACCGUACCGCAGAGUACCACACCAAGUGCAAAAGCUGUACCGCAGAGUACCACAGCGUACCAAGUGCAAAAGCCGUACCGCAGAGUACCACAGCGUACCAAGUGCAAAAGCCGUACCGCAGAGUACCACAACGUACCAAGUACAAAAGCCGUACCGCAGAGUACCACAGCGUACCAAGUGCAAAAGCCGUAUCGCAGAGUACCACAGCGUACCAAAUGCAAAAGCCGUACCGCAGGGUACCACACCAAGUGCAAAAACCGUACCGCAGAGUACCGCACCAAGUGGAAAAACCGUACCGCAGAGUACCACAGCGUACCAAGUGCAAAAGCCGUAUGCAGAGUACCACAGCGUACCAAGUGCAAAAGCCGUACCGCAGAGUACCACAACGUACCAAGUACAAAAGCCGUACCGCAGAGUACCACAGCGUACCAAGUGCAAAAGCCGUACCGCAGAGUACCACAGCGUACCGAGUGCAAAAGCCGUACCGCAGAGUACCGCAGAGUACCGCAGCGUACCAAGUGCAAAAGCCGUACCGCAGAGUACUGCAGCGUACCAAGUGCAAAAGCCGUACCGCAGAGUACCACAGCGUACCAAGUGCCAAAGCCGUACCGCAGAGUACCACAGCGUACCAAGUGCAAAAGCCGUACCGCAAACGCACCAAACUGAAAAAGGAAGCAAAACAACCAAGCUGA
Molecule: messenger RNA, 5769 nt
Organism: Cladocopium goreaui
Lineage: Eukaryota; Dinophyceae; Suessiales; Symbiodiniaceae
Source: the annotation of a GenBank genome assembly